CAAAGCCUGAACCUUUUGUCAUCCAGUCUCUGUUUCUGUCGUCCUUAUCCUUUUGAGGCAAUAAACAACUAAGGGAGUGAGUAUCUAAGGUGUCCUAUCUCAGUGAGUUGUAUAUUCUUGUUGCUGGAUUUAGUUUAAACCUUGGCAAAGAGGUUUUGAAAGAAGAGAAGUUGUGGUCAUGGAGGAUGUCAACAUGAGGCAGCCUCUGGUUCAUGGUUCUUCUCAGCAAUCUCUCACUUUAGCCUUCAUUAAACGUAUGUAUGUUGGUCACUUUCUAGCAAGGUGGGGGGCAAGGAUGUGGGAAUUUUCAGUUGGUUUAUACAUGAUAAAUCUAUGGCCAGACUCUUUGCUCUUCACUGCAAUCUAUGGUGUUGUUGAAUCUUCAUCUACUGCACUAUUUGGCUCAGUUGUCGGCAAGUGGGUGGACAGAUUAACUUAUGCAAAGGUCCUAAAGCUCUGGUUACUGACUCAAAAUUUAUCAUUCAUAGUUGCCGGAGUCACAGUGACUGCAUUACUGACAUGUUACAAUCUUAAGUCCACUUCUUUUUCGACAUUUUUAUCGUUUGUCAUUAUAGUAAAUCUCUCAGGUGCAAUUGGAGUUCUGUCAACUCUUGCCGGUACUAUAUUGAUUGAAAGAGAAUGGGUGGUUGUGAUUGCAAAUGGACAGCCUGCAGGAGUGCUAACAGAAAUGAACUCAACAAUUCGACGGAUCGAUCUAAUCUGUAAAUUACUCGCCCCUGUGUUUAGUGGUUUCAUAAUUAGCUUCAUAUCAUUGAAAGCUUCAGCAGUAACUUUGGCACUCUGGAAUACAUUAUCAGUGUGGUUACAGUAUUGGCUUCUAACAUCAGUUUACAAUGGUAUUCCGGCUCUAAUCAACACCGAUGAACAAAGAAAAGCAAAACCAAUUACUAGUAACUUGCUAGAGAAUGAAUCAUAUUUCAACGAAAACACUUCUUUUGCUCAUCUUCAUUGGUGGAACAGAAUACCAGAAAUGCUCUCAAAAAUUCCAUUCUUGGAUGCUUGGAUUUUAUACUCUAAGCAGCAAGUAGUGCUUCCAGGAGUAUCACUAGCAUUGCUUUAUUUUACUGUCCUAAGCUUCGGAACAUUAAUGACAGCAACCUUACAAUGGAAAGGCAUACCCGCUUACAUUAUCGGUUUAGCUCGCGGCUUUAGUGCUAUUGUCGGGAUUUCUGCAACAAUGAUAUACCCAAUUGUUCACUCUCAUAUUUCAACUCUGCGAACCGGAUUAUGGUCUAUUUGGACUCAGUGGAGUUUUCUGUUACUAUGUCUUGCAUCUAUAUGGAUUAAAAACAAUGGUGUUUCAGCAUGGAUGUUGAUGGGAGGAGUUGCGGCGUCGCGUCUCGGUUUAUGGAUGUUUGAUUUAUCUGUUAUUCAACAAAUGCAGGAUGAAGUUCCUGAAAGUGAUCGUUGCAUUGUGGGAGGUGCCCAAAACUCAUUGCAGUCAAUGUUGGACUUAUUGACUUAUAUUAUGGGAAUCAUUGUCUCCAAUCCAGAGGAGUUUGGUAAGCUGGUGAUAAUGUCAUUUGUUUUAGUAAGUUCAGCUGCUUUGUUAUACACUCUUCAUGUUUAUCAAGUUAGAAAGCAUCUGUUUCAUUUUGAGAAGUUUCUCAAAGUUUAAUUUAUUGUAGAAUUUUUCUUGUAAAAAAAAUAAUAAUUAAUUAA
Dioscorea cayenensis subsp. rotundata (Guinea yam) is the source of this 1683-nucleotide messenger RNA. Its product is annotated as solute carrier family 40 member 1. Gene Ontology annotation, biological process: iron ion transmembrane transport. Gene Ontology annotation, cellular component: membrane. Lineage: Eukaryota; Viridiplantae; Streptophyta; Magnoliopsida; Dioscoreales; Dioscoreaceae. Gene Ontology annotation, molecular function: iron ion transmembrane transporter activity. The record is from RefSeq and is a predicted model, not a curated record. The transcript is spliced from 8 exons. The coding region runs from base 179 to 1639 and encodes 486 amino acids.